This is a messenger RNA of Vespula pensylvanica (western yellowjacket), 1301 nucleotides long. RefSeq names its product peroxisome assembly protein 12 (gene Pex12). Gene Ontology annotation, molecular function: protein binding; zinc ion binding; ubiquitin-protein transferase activity. NCBI's taxonomy places the organism in Eukaryota, Metazoa, Arthropoda, Insecta, Hymenoptera, Vespidae. The transcript is spliced from 6 exons. The record is from RefSeq and is a predicted model, not a curated record. Gene Ontology annotation, cellular component: peroxisomal membrane; peroxisomal importomer complex. The coding region runs from base 227 to 1216 and encodes 329 amino acids. Gene Ontology annotation, biological process: protein import into peroxisome matrix; protein monoubiquitination.
UUGAUUUCUUUUAAUGAAAUGUUAAUAGACAUAGAUCAUUCGUUAAUUUUAUCUUGUUUUUAAUAAUUAUGUUUAUAACGUAAUAAAGACAGAUUUAAUAUGUGAUAUAUUAUUUCAAUUAAUAAUAAAAGGAAGAAUUUUAUUUACGUUCGCAAUAUGUGAUUGACAGCAGAUAGUAAUAAUUGUUAUAAUUUAUAUAAUUGGCACAUAUAAUAUUAAUAAAAUAAUGGCAGAAAAAGGUGCACAUUUAACUGGAACAACGUGUACAAAACCUUCCAUCUUCGAAAUUAUUGCACAAGAAUCUCUUGCAUAUACACUUGAACCUGCUUUUAAAAAGAUUUUAUCAUUUGUUAUAUCCUUUAAUCCUGAAAGAUAUGGGCAUUUACUUGAAUGGUCUGACGAGGGAUAUUUGAUUUUUAAUACAUUCCUUCAACGAUAUUAUUUCAGCAAAUAUUCCGCAUCAUUUUCUGAAACAUUUUAUGGGUUAAAACGUAUUUCACUAAUAGAUAAAAAGUUUCAUGAUCAAUUAUCAACAAAACAGAAAUAUCUUUCUUUGAUGUUUCUUGUUUUAUUACCAUAUUUUAAAGAAAAAUUGUCUAAACUUAGUUAUCGAUAUAAACUUCAAGAAGCUGACAAUUAUAUACCUAAAUCAAAGUGGGAGAGAUUUUUCAAAAAAUGUGUUAUUAAAGGUCAUAAUAUUUACUUCACGUUAUAUGAGUCUAUAACAUUAUGUAAUUAUAUACUUUACGUAUCUGGGAGAUCAAUGUAUGCGACGCCGUUAUUAAGGUUUCUUGGUAUUGUACUUACUUAUUCAGAAACAAGGAAUAUUGUUCCUAUUACCGAAUUGUUGCACAAAGUUAGAAGCAGUUCUUUCACUCUUAGCGAUGGUUUAGAUAUAAUUCAAACGACAGUUGCUAGAUCUUUCGAAAUUGGAGCAUUCUUUCUACAGUUCUUAUCUUGGUGGACCCAAGAGAAUUAUUUUACCGAUAUAAUGGCACUUCCAGCUCCAUCAGCUCCAAAGGUUAGACAUUCAGCGGUAAAAUAUAAAGGACUAUGUCCACUUUGUAUGAAAGUGCCACAUAUACGUACAGUACUUAUGGUAUCAGGGUAUAUAUUUUGUUAUCAAUGUAUUUUGUCCGAAGUGCGGAAUAAGAAACGUUGUCCAGUAACAAAUUAUCCAGCAAAUGAAAACGAUUUAAUACGUUUAUAUAUAUGAUUUAAUACGUUUAUAUGUAAAUGAAAUACGAAACAAUGUAAAUAUUGAAACAUUAAAAAGGCAAGUAUAUUUUUGAAUAAAAUUU